Messenger RNA from Zeugodacus cucurbitae (melon fly), 776 nucleotides. RefSeq names its product iron-sulfur cluster assembly 2 homolog, mitochondrial. Gene Ontology annotation, biological process: iron-sulfur cluster assembly. The transcript has 2 exons. The coding region runs from base 134 to 613 and encodes 159 amino acids. The record is from RefSeq and is a predicted model, not a curated record. Gene Ontology annotation, cellular component: mitochondrion. Gene Ontology annotation, molecular function: iron ion binding; 2 iron, 2 sulfur cluster binding; 4 iron, 4 sulfur cluster binding. Lineage: Eukaryota; Metazoa; Arthropoda; Insecta; Diptera; Tephritidae.
GACAAGCAGUGUGUUCAGUGUGCUAUACAAGUUUUGUUUUGAUAUCAUUUUCGUAUAACAUAAGAAAUUAACAUUUGAACUAAAAUUCCAUAAUUCGUAAGGAUUUGCUUUACAAGUGUGAAAACUUUAACACAUGGCUUUUGCAUUAAGAAAUAUAAUUAGUCCUAUGCGACACAGACAAAUAUCUGUAUUUACCCGUAAUACAUGGCAAAACUUUUCUUCGAUGAAAACUGAUGUAACGCCCAACAUCACUUCUGUAGAGUCAAAAUCUCGUCCAGAUGAUGCGAAGUUGGUGAUUAGUGAUUCUUGUAUUAAACGGCUACAGGAAAUAUCAGAAAAUGGUAAAGCGUUCCUGCGUAUCACUGUGGAAGGUGGGGGUUGCUCGGGUUUUCAAUAUAAAUUUGUUUUGGAUAGCAAGUUAAAUAGUGAUGACGUUAUUUUCGGUGAGGGAAAUGCAAAAGUUGUAAUUGACAAUCUAUCUUUGGAGUACUGUUCUGGAGCUACAGUCGAUUAUCAUACGGAAUUAAUCAGAUCUGGUUUUCGAAUACUAACGAAUCCGCAGGCGGAGCAAGGUUGUUCGUGCGGCUCCUCUUUUUCUAUCAAAUUAGAUUAAAACUACGAAAAUAUAGAUAUAAAUUUCAUUUUUAUUCUGCUUUCAUAAAUGUCAUAUAUAUUGCCAUUUAUUAAUGCUUACAAAUGUUAUAAAGUUAUACAUUUAGAAAAUAUGAAUUAAUCCGCUUGUUAUUAAAUAUAUUUCUUUAAUUUACAAAGUUUUA